AUGUCUGUCAACUUGGAAGAAGCUCGUUCCUCCUUAAAACCCCCAAGAAGUAAGGACAGCAAGGCUGAAAGCAUUCAGGCGAGAACAAAAACCGGUACUCUAAUACAACAUUUUAACUCGGUGGACCCAACAGAAUUGGAGAGCCAUCUACCAAGCCAAAGUAUGUCCUCCCCCAUAGUCAAUGAAUCUCCUAGGAAGAAGACCCUUACUAGGAAUUCAGCGUCUGCCAAAAAAACAGAUAAAAAAGAAAAGAGUUUGUUCUCCAGAAUUAAAGAAGUGACUAGGAGCAACAGCAAGACAAACCUCAAAAGAGAAGCGUCCAAGUCCAACAUUUUUUCACUAGGCAAAAACAAAAACAAUAAUGAGGCACCCUCCAAAGUGGUGACACCAGAGCAAAAGAAAGUGUCUAGUGCAGAGGAAGACGAAAACUCCAAUGCCAACAAAGAACUGCUGUUUGAGCAUCCAAAAUGUCAAAUGUUGCUAUAUGAAGGAAAUAUUGACCGAAGGACACCUGGUAACGCAUCUGCCCGAAAAGGAAAAACAGUUGGUCAAGGAAAAUUCAAAAUUUACAAAAUGCUUAAGGAUGCACCAUACAUGAAGUGUGGUCAUGUUGUCUAUCCUUUACUGCCUAAACUAAGGAUCAUUAGAAUUGCCAUGAAUCAGUUUAUCUUCCCCAUUCACAAUCCCGAAAGAUAUAGACAAUUGGUCAUCAACAGUGAUGACGGAGAAGUGCUGGACAAGUUGGAACUGACUUUUUCUCAACUUUGCCAAUACUCUACUCUUUUUUUCCCUGUUCCUGCCUAUAGCGAGAAAUCUGAUGAUGAUAAUGACGCAACAGAGAUAAUAUACGAUAAUGAAGAGGAUGUGAACCUGAAUGUAUCUGGCGAUAUCAAAGAUUUUAACAUUAUCAAGAUCAGCUCAUCGACGCCUAAAAAGCUGGAGCGAGAUCUCUCAAUCAGUAGUGAUAUGGCGUGUUUAAGUGAACAAAAAGAUCAAAUAGAAAAGAGUCAAAUGAAAAGGGUACAAGAGUCCAAAGUAACCAAACUGAAUCAAGAAUAUUCAAAUUCUACUCUUUCAUCACUGGAAGAAGAAUUGAACAUGUUUGAAGGACAGCAGGCUCCAACUCUGACAACCAUUGGUGUUUCUCAACAGACAGCAGAAACUGCAACCUACGUUUCUGCAGCUUCGACACUGAAAAAGGACUCAUCUUUGGAAAAUAGCUUUACUGACACUGCUCAGCAAACUGAUCAACUUGACGAGUCUUCAAGAAUCCAAGAGCAAGACUCCACCACAAUGGACGAAUCCGUUGAUACAACAACUGGUUUUGAAUCUACAGUUCUCUCAUUCGACUCCUUAAAUGGAGAAAAAUUCUCAUCCACUCUCAGAGAUUAUUUGAGCUCUCAAAGAAGUGCUAGCACUAUCGUUUCUGCUGGUGAUUCUUCCGACGGACGCACACUCAGACAGUACGGGUCAACGCUCUCACUGGAUAAGACCUACGUUUACGACUUACUAAGGGGCAACCGUACCAAAGAAAUACUGGAUCUUCAAUUCAGCAGCCAUCCUUCCAUCAUUGGUAAGAUCUGGCAUUAA
Molecule: messenger RNA, 1590 nt
Organism: Komagataella phaffii GS115
Lineage: Eukaryota; Fungi; Ascomycota; Pichiomycetes; Pichiales; Pichiaceae
Exons: 1
Coding region: 1-1590 (529 amino acids)
Biological process (GO): peroxisome inheritance
Cellular component (GO): extrinsic component of intraperoxisomal membrane
Source: RefSeq, a predicted model, not a curated record